Messenger RNA from Medicago truncatula (barrel medic), 3060 nucleotides. RefSeq names its product pentatricopeptide repeat-containing protein At1g74750. Lineage: Eukaryota; Viridiplantae; Streptophyta; Magnoliopsida; Fabales; Fabaceae. The transcript has 2 exons. The coding region runs from base 150 to 2861 and encodes 903 amino acids. The record is from RefSeq and is a predicted model, not a curated record. Gene Ontology annotation, molecular function: protein binding.
UGUGCGUGUGUAAGCGAGGGUUAGCUGAUGAUAUAUUGUUUUUGUCCCAAAACAUUUGGAAAAAGUCUCAUCGCUCUUUUGACACAACACAACACUCUUUAACACAGCCGCCACCUCUUUCCCGAUCAUCACUUCCUCUUCUAUGAACCAUGCAGAAUAUGUUACGGUCAAAGCCGAUCAGUACCUUUUCUAGUAGUGCUAGGAGCUUUUUUCUUGGUGGUACACGAUGUAAUGCACCAGAUGCUAAUUCCUGCACGUGCAACGAGGACGAAACAUGUGCGUCAAUAAGACAACAGAGGAAAAGGGAUCAAGAUUUACUUGCACAGAAGCCAACCUCUAUAGUAGCCAAAACACUUGCACAGAAGCCAAACUCUAUAGUAGCCAGCACACUUGCCCAGAAGCCAACCUCUAUAGUAGCCAACGCUACAUCUCGAGUAGAAGGAGCCUCAGUUUCAGAAACCCCGGCAAGUGGAACAAGUUCUCACAAGGUCGAGAGUGUUGAUAAAUCUGGCAGUGUACAACAAGUCAGGUCUACUUCACUUCCUUCAAGUAAAUCAAACUCCGUAGCAUAUGCUUGUGUGGCUGAUGAUAGUCAGAAUCAUGUUACAGAGUCUUCACCUCUUGAUGGUGAGCAGAUUUAUAGGGCCGGUAUUGCAGCCGUCAAUUUCAUUUCUGAUUUAGUUAAUAGUAAGCUUCCUUUAUCAGACGGGAUGGGAAUCCUAAGCUACUCUAAAAAUUGUAUGGUUGAACCUAUAGCCAACAUAAGAUCUUCCAAUGUAAAAAAAAUUAGAAAGGAAGACUUUAUUAGUGUUCAUCCCAGACCACCUGUUUCUACUGAGCGAGGUCCAUCAAACAAUACUAGUAGUUAUCAUGGUUCAAAGGGGAGAGGUGAUAAAUCAAAGAUAGGUAAAGGCUUUCAGCAUGCUGCUUCUUCAGGGACCGGGAAGUCAGAGGUGGCUCCCAGUAUUCCUUUCAAUAAUUAUGACAGCAGACCCUUGCCACAGAGGACAAGAACUCAUGCAAAUCGAUUUGUCACUAAAUUUGAUAGCAACAUGCAAACUUCAAACUCGCAGAUGUUGGGGUCGUUCAAGGAAAGCUUCAAUAGAUACCCCAGGGAUCUGAAAACAUCAACUGGAACUACUUCAUCAAAAGCACAUUAUGCGAAGACAAAUCGCCGCGGUGUGGAAGUUGUUAAAGAUAUACUGCAACAGUUAAAGUGGGGUCCUGCUACAGAAGAGGCUCUUUAUAAUCUGAAUUUUUUUAUAGAUGCAUAUCAAGGCAACCAAGUCCUAAAGCAACUUGAAGACCACUCUGUUGCUCUAAGCUUCUUUUACUGGUUAAAGCGACAACCGAGCUUCCGGCAUGAUGGGCAUACUUACACCACCAUGGUUGGUAUCUUGGGGCGUGCAAGGGAGUUUGGUGCCAUAAACAAUUUGUUGGAACAGAUGGUCAAGGAUGGAUGUCAGCCUAAUGUUGUAACAUAUAAUCGCCUGAUUCACAGCUAUGGCCGCGCAAACUACCUAAAGGAAGCACUAAAUGUCUUCAAUCAAAUGCAGGAGAAGCGAUGUGAGCCUGAUCGUGUCACUUACUGCACGCUCAUCGAUAUCCAUGCAAAGGCUGGAUAUCUUGAUGUGGCCAUGUCCAUGUAUGAAAGAAUGCAACAAGUUGGCCUGUCUCCUGACACGUUUACUUACAGUGUGAUGAUCAACUGUUUGGGAAAAUCUGGUAAUUUAGCUGCUGCUGACAGACUAUUUGGUGAAAUGGUUGAUCAAGGUUGUGUUCCUAAUAUUGUCACCUACAAUAUCAUGAUUGCUUUGCAAGCUAAAGCAAGGAAUUAUGAGGCAGCAUUGAAACUAUAUCGUGACAUGCAGAAUGCUGGAUUUAGACCUGACAAAGUUACAUAUAGCAUUGUAAUGGAGGUGCUUGGUCACUGUGGGUAUCUUGAGGAAGCAGAAGCAGUCUUUGUUGAGAUGAAGCAGAGGAAUUGGGUUCCAGACGAACCUGUUUAUGGUCUUCUGGUAGACCUAUGGGGAAAGGCUGGUAAUGUUGAGAAGGCUUGGGAAUGGUACGGGGCAAUGCUCAGUGCAGGUUUGCUUCCAAAUGUACCAACUUGCAAUUCUCUCCUCAGUGCAUUUCUUAGGGUGCAUCGAUUGCCAGAUGCGUAUAAUCUUCUCCAAAGCAUGGUAGCACUUGGCCUAAGUCCUUCUUUGCAGACUUACACUUUGCUUCUCAGCUGCUGUACAGACGCACAAUCACAGUAUGAUAUGGGAUUUUGUUGUGAGCUGAUGAAAGUCAGUGGCCAUCCUGCUCAUGUAUUUUUACAGUCAAUGCCGGCAGCAGGGCCCGACGGUCAGAAUGUGAGGGAUCACGCAAGCAAAUUUUUGGACCUGAUGCAUUCAGAGGAUAGAGAGGGCAAACGAGGACUUGUAGAUGCAGUGGUGGAUUUUCUUCACAAGUCCGGGCUCAAAGAGGAAGCUGGUUCGGUUUGGGAGGUGGCUGCACAAAGAAAUGUAUAUCCAGAUGCUGUGAAGGAGAAAAGCCGCUGUUACUGGCUAAUAAAUCUUCAUGUCAUGUCUGAUGGAACAGCCGUAACUGCAUUGUCUAGGACACUUGCUUGGUUUCGCAAAGAGAUGCUGGUAUCUGGUGUUAGCCCUAACCGGAUAGAUAUUGUGACUGGAUGGGGCAGAAGGAGCAGGGUCACAGGUUCUUCUCUUGUGAGACAGUCGGUACAUGAACUGUUGCGUCUAUUUAGUUUUCCUUUUUUCACAGAAAAUGGGAAUUCAGGUUGUUUUGUGGGUUGUGGGGAGCCUCUUAGUGAAUGGUUGCACCACUCUUACGUGGAGCGAAUGCAUUUACUCUAGUUGCUUUCUAUCUUAUUACACCCCAAUUUUGCUGUGUUGGAUUGACAUUCUAGCAUUUUACUCUUUAAUAUGUCACAGUGCGCAGUUAUUUAAGCUAUUACUCUGCCAAGUUUAUGGAUUUUUGGACUGGUAAUAUUAUUGAUUCAUGUUAAUGUUCACUCGCAUUUGUUUAAUGUUUCUCUCAGUUUCAUUUUUUCAA